AUCGUGUCUCCCUGCCCCGUGUGUCACUCGGCUAACACCGCCCGAGCUUCCCAAACUGCCACUAAAGCUACAGCAUCAUGGUGCACUUCUGAGAGCCCUCUCCCUGACACAGAUAUGGAUUAAGUACGAGGGCCGAAUUAAACCAGUGAAGCACCGCCCGUGCCGGGUGGGUCAGUGGUGGAAAUGCAGGAGGAAAGCGGCAAAGCAGCGCUCGAGAGCCCCGCCGCAGUCAGCGACAGCAGCGCGCAGAAUUCAGUCCACUUGAACGGGCAUACCGUCACUCCAAAUGGCCACAACCCGACAGCUACGCCUUCCCCACAGCCGCAGUAUGACUCCAUAGCCUCAAGUCCUGUUCCAGCUCUGAUUAUCCCUCGGGAGCAGUGGGGGGGGAAGUAUGAGUUCCUACUCUCCUGUUUGGGGUACAGCGUGGGACUGGGGAACGUGUGGCGCUUCCCGUACCUUUGUUAUCGCAAUGGAGGAGGUGUGUUUCUCAUCCCUUACUUCAUUAUGCUGUUUUUCACGGGUGUUCCACUGUUCCUCAUGGAGCUAAGUUUAGGCCAGUACGGAGCAGCCGGCCCCAUCACUGUGUGGAAAUGCUGCCCUCUGCUCAAAGGUAUUGGCAUUGGGAUGCUCUGUGUGUCCACGCUGGUGUGUCUCUACUAUAACAUAAUUAUAGCAUGGACGUUUUACUACCUGGGCAGCUCGUUCCAGAGCCCUCUGCCCUGGUCCUGUGAUGCGGCGGCCAAUGUGGGUCUCUGUGGAAACAACACCACUGGUAAUAGCUCCGUUGGUCGAGGCCUCAGCCCCACAGAAAAGUUCUGGAACGAGCAAGUGCUGGGUGUCGUACACAGCGAGGGCCUCCAUGACCCGGGCCCUGUCCGGUGGCCCCUGGCCCUGUGCCUCCUGGCUGCCUGGGUCAUCAUCUUCCUGUGUAUGCUCAAGGGAAUCCGCAGCUCUGGCAAGGUGGUUUAUGUAACGGCUACCUUCCCGUACUUUGUGCUCAUCGUUUUGAUCAUCAGAGGUGCUACACUGGAGGGCUCUCUUCAGGGCAUUGCCUUCUACCUCACACCGAACUGGAGCCGAUUAGCCAAUGCACAGGUGUGGAAUGACGCGGCCUCACAGGUAUUUUACUCCUUAGGUAUUGGCGUUGGAGGGCUGCUCUCUAUGGCCUCUUACAAUAAGUUUGACAACAAUGUCAUCCGGGACACUUUAAUUAUCACCGCAGGAAACUGCGGCACCAGCUUCUUUGCAGGAUUUGCUAUAUUCUCAAUCCUUGGUCACAUGGCUUGGAAGAAGGGCGUGCCUGUUGAGCAAGUGGCAGAUUCAGGUCCUGGGUUGGCCUUCGUUGCUUACCCAGAGGCCCUUGCUCUGCUGCCAGGCUCUGUGUUCUGGUCCAUUAUGUUCUUCCUCAUGCUCUUUAUGCUGGGGAUCGACACUCUGUUUGGCAACAUGGAGGGCAUCACUACGGCCGUGCUGGAUGAGUUUCCGCACCUCAGAACCAACGCGCUGCACAAGUCUCUGUUCUUGGGCGCUCUGUGUUUUUGCUUCUACCUAAUGGGUCUCCUGCUGGUGACUGAUGGAGGGAUUUAUUGGUUCACUCUCAUUGACUCCUUCAGCACUAGUUUCGGCCUCAUCGUCAUCGCCCUCUUCAUGUGCAUUGGCAUCUCCUUCUUCUACGGAGUCAACCAGUUUUGUCAGGACAUCGUUGAUAUGAUCUGCCCCUGCCCUCUCUGGUGCCUCAAAGUGCUGCUUUACUUCAAAGCAUGCUGGGUUUUCUGCACUCCAUUUCUUCUGCUGUUCAUCCUGACCUACAUCUUCAUUGAGAUGUAUAACACAUCACUCCACUACGGGUCCUAUGUGUACCCACGGUGGGGCAAAGCGUUGGGCGUGUGCAUGGGCGCUACCUGCUGUCUACAGAUCCUCAUCUGGGCCAUUGUGGCCAUCGCCAAGGAAACGGGAACGCUGAAAGACCGUUUCCAGAAAUCGAUCCGACCUCUGAAUUCCUGGAGGGUGAACAACCUGAACAGCAACAAUAGAGUAGAGGAGCAAAUGGAGCCCGAGAGGGUGGAGGCUCCGUUCACCGUCACGCUCACAGAUAUGGACUUUACUGCGAUGAACUGGGAAAGACAGGCAGAAUGGCACAAAGAGCAGUGAUGAACAAACUACGUUGUCAAGAGACAGAAGAAUGUAUUAUUUUUUGCCUUUGUUAUUCGUGCCAGCUAGUUUCUGGUCGUCGUGUCUGAACAGACGGUUUGUCCUGCAGGGCAGUGUGGAUUAUUGCUUUAUUUAUACUAUUAUGUAUGUUGGAAUUGUAUAUUUUAAAACUUUUUUUACCUUGUGUAGAAUGUACUGUUACAGCUGUAAAGUGUGGAUCAUCUUUAUCUUAGAUGGCAAAUAGGACUCUACCAGGCCAUUUGGGUGUAAUGGUCCUCAAGAGUAUCUGCUGGUUAUAUGUAUUAUCAUAUUAGCGUAGUACAAUGCAUUUUCACUGACCGCAGUCAACAGCAGCUGAAGGGACCAGACGUCAUACAUCAUAUACAAAGAAGAGGGGCAGGAAGUGCUGUGCCUCUGGACUGUUACCUUCAACAACCUCGGUGGACCUAGAAAGGUGACCACAAAACAUGGGCCUGCCAGAAUAUAUGCUGCACCGAGUCAGGAACACUUUGAAUUCAUCUUACUUUUAAAAACAAGUGAUUACUAGAAUUAGUGCUAGAUUAUAUAAAUCCAUCUUUUAAAAUAAAACUUGUCAAAUAAAAUGAACUAUCCGUCUAUACAUCCACGGCUAAACAUCUGCAUUUCAAAUUGCCAGUUACAGCUGAAAAUGUAGGCAUCGGUUGACUUGUGAGAUGAUCGUAUAAAGUCAAGAUCAGUUUUAUUUAUUUUAUAUUUAGUUUGCCGAUAACACCAGUGAUUAUUACCACAAGAGGGCAAUGGUUGCACAAAGAUUAGGGUGCAAAGUCAUCUGGCCAUUGCAUAUUUGCAUCUGCAUAUUUCCAAAACAGUUUUAGCUCCAAUGAAAAUAGAAAAUAAAUAUGAGUGGUAAGAGCAACAACUCUGCACACAAAACAUGACUUUGAACUAUAUUACGAACUUUGUUGCAUUAAGAAAUGCAACGAUUAAUUUAAACUUGAUUAUUGCUGUGUACAUGGAUACAUUACUAUUAAAGCUCCCAUUGGCCCAGGUUUAUUUACUUAUAUUGAGUAAUAUAUUUUCUUCUAAUGUUACCUUGGUAUGUGUUUGUA
This is a messenger RNA of Cyclopterus lumpus (lumpfish), 3242 nucleotides long. RefSeq names its product solute carrier family 6 member 7 (gene slc6a7). NCBI's taxonomy places the organism in Eukaryota, Metazoa, Chordata, Actinopteri, Perciformes, Cyclopteridae. The coding region runs from base 184 to 2154 and encodes 656 amino acids. The transcript has 14 exons. The record is from RefSeq and is a predicted model, not a curated record. Gene Ontology annotation, biological process: sodium ion transmembrane transport. Gene Ontology annotation, cellular component: membrane. Gene Ontology annotation, molecular function: L-proline transmembrane transporter activity.